Aspergillus pseudotamarii is the source of this 675-nucleotide messenger RNA. RefSeq lists its product as uncharacterized. The record is from RefSeq and is a predicted model, not a curated record. Lineage: Eukaryota; Fungi; Ascomycota; Eurotiomycetes; Eurotiales; Aspergillaceae. The coding region runs from base 101 to 547 and encodes 148 amino acids. The transcript has a single exon.
CUUCUCCCUAUUCCCAUUAUCUUUUCUCUCCUUUCUUUCUCUCAUCUCCUACUCUUAUAACUAUUAUAAAGCUGCAGUUUGGAACCCGACCAUUGUGAAAAUGAAGUACAUGGUGGACUGGCACCCUGAGUACCGAGUUCCAAUAGUGGAUGGAAGGUUCAGAAACCCGAACACAGGGGAAAUAGAGGAAGCAGGGGAGAUUCCCUGUUACUCCGGCCCUCCCUCAGUACACACAUUAUGGGUGAACCUUGAGCUUGAGUCAAACUUUCGGAUGUGUGGUGCCGACUUUUGCGCUACUAUCGACGAGGUGCUUCUUGCUAUUGCCGAACACGUGAAACAAAAGGCCUAUACAAUUGAAAGCAUCAACGGCAGCCCCUACUCGAUGACAGUCGUUUGCAGGACCAGCAAGUCGCAGGGUGAAAUGUGCGAGUAUUUCAACCAGAUGCAUCGCGAUCUCGGGAGAGAUGUGUGGGUAUCGCCAGAAGACGAGGCUAAGUUUCGCUCUUUCGUGGAGGAAGAACAAAUGAAGGACAACCCGAGGUUUUGAGGGCGUUGCCUAUGUAUCAUUAACAGGUGCUUCGCCGAUAUUGUGGUUGUCUCUAUUAAUAGCUCCACAUUUCCACUGGAGCCUCUUUUGUCUACAUAGCAAUAAUUGACCUCCGAACUUUCCUUUAC